UGUUGUCUUUCUGCUUCUAUUUGUUUAUUUCUUUUCACUGCGCAUCCAUCUUCUCUGGACUAUGAGCGGUAUGGGCGAAGACCGUUGGCGCGGAGGUCGCCAGUAUGACCAAAAUCGCCACCAUGGACAACAGAAACACUCGCUGAAUCGCACAAUGAGCGCGCACAGCAACGCUCGCGGUGGACAGGGCUACAACAAUGCUAGCAAUAACUGGGGCGACUCGCGCGACCUCUCCGCAGGACCGUCCCCCGAUCAACACGUGCCCGUCAGCGGUUUCAACGCCGCAGAGUCGAAGACAGCUCUCAAGAAAAAUCCAGGAGGACCGAGACCUUUCUUCUACAAGCUUGGUAAAGACGCAGGAAACCGCCCCAGUGGACCUUGGGGCUCAAAACCCAACACGAUGGCCAACGGCAAGGACUUCUUCCUCGAACUCCGCAAACAAAUCACCACCCUACAGCAGGGCGGCAACGCCGCUGGCGGGUGAGGUCGCAUAGCUGUUGCGGGGGAUAGAGUGAACGAGACUGCUGCAGAGGGCGAGAUUCGACUGACGCCUCGACAUCACUCUGAAGUGGCGUUUCACGUGUGAUGUGGUGGCGGGAGCGAAGGGUCUCCUCCGAUCGCUGGACGACUGGAUGACACGACUAGGCUUUGGAUUUACGUCGACUGGAUAGGGUACACGUACACGUACACAGUUCAGUGCAGACAGCUUAUCGAGAUAAGACAGAGGAGAAUUGAUAGGUGCGGCACAGCACAGCGUUUAAGGGAAGAUGGCGUUCUGUCGUUGUAUUGUACUGCUUUCUGCGUGGUUUGGGCCUGUACCUACAUAUGAUCAAGAAAAUCAC
This is a messenger RNA of Aspergillus campestris IBT 28561, 842 nucleotides long. RefSeq lists its product as uncharacterized. The coding region runs from base 155 to 484 and encodes 109 amino acids. The transcript has 5 exons. Lineage: Eukaryota; Fungi; Ascomycota; Eurotiomycetes; Eurotiales; Aspergillaceae. The record is from RefSeq and is a predicted model, not a curated record.